AUGUGUCGAAUGUUGAUAUUCAGAGGGCACUGCACAGGCUGUGAUUCUCUUCAGACCUGGGUCGACUUGACACAAGAGCUCAACUGUCUCGAUGCCAAAAACAUGGGAUGGUUCGGCGGAUGUCAGCGUGGUAUUCUGGUAGAAGAGCAUAGCUUCAACCAGGAAUGCUCCGUAUGCCGCGAAGUAGAUGAGGGCGUUGGUCUGGAUGACAAUCAUCUGAUAAUGUUUCAGCAGCCGUCUUACACCCAAAACAGCCUGGGUAAAAGAAGUCCCACCAAUGAAGGAGGUUCGAGCUCGAGUUCAGGCGGUAAUCACAAGAGGCAAAGGAUUUGA
This is a messenger RNA of Fusarium graminearum PH-1, 333 nucleotides long. RefSeq lists its product as uncharacterized. The record is from RefSeq and is a predicted model, not a curated record. The transcript has a single exon. Lineage: Eukaryota; Fungi; Ascomycota; Sordariomycetes; Hypocreales; Nectriaceae. Bases 1 to 333 code for a protein of 110 amino acids.